Molecule: messenger RNA, 1046 nt
Organism: Rhinopithecus roxellana (golden snub-nosed monkey)
Lineage: Eukaryota; Metazoa; Chordata; Mammalia; Primates; Cercopithecidae
Gene: MTRNR2L10
Product: MT-RNR2 like 10
Exons: 1
Coding region: 443-517 (24 amino acids)
Biological process (GO): negative regulation of execution phase of apoptosis
Molecular function (GO): receptor antagonist activity
Source: RefSeq, a predicted model, not a curated record
AGCCACCAACUAAGAAAGUGUUUAAGCUCAACAUCUAACUAUCUUAAAUUCUAGUCACUUUACUGAACUCCUAACAUCACAUUGGACUAAUCUAUUACUUAAUAGAAGCAAUAAUGUUAAUAUAAGUAAUAUGAAAGCAUUCUCCAUUGCAUAAGCUUACAUCAGACUGGAGUAACCCACUGACAGCCUAAUAUUAAUAAAUGAUAUAAUAAGCAUCUUAUUAUUUACACUGUUAACCCAACACAGGCAUGCUGUAAGGAAAGAAUACAAAAAGUAAAAGGAACUCGGCAAAUUUUAUCCCGCCUGUUUACCAAAAACAUCACCUCUAGCAUUACCAGUAUUAGAGGCACUGCCUGCCCAGUGACAUAUGUUCAAUGGCUGCAGUAUCCUGACUGUGCAAAGGUAGCAUAAUCACUUGUUCCUUAAAUAAGGACUUGUAUGAAUGGCCACACGAGGGUUCAGCUGUCUUCUACUUUUAAUCAGUGAAAUUGACCUAUCCGUGAAGAGGCGGAUAUAAACAAAUAAGACGAGAAGACCCUGUGUAUGGAGCUUUAAUUUAUUAAUUCAAAUAAAACUUAAACAAGUCUACAGAUCCUAGCCUAUUAUCCCUGCAUUAAAAUUUUUGGUUGGGGUGACUUCAGAGCAUAAUUCAACCUCCGAGCAACCUAAACUAAGACUGCACUAGUCUAAGCAAGUUAAUAUAUAUUGACCCAAUAAUUUGAUCAAUGGAAUAAGUUACCCUAGGGAUAACAGUGCAAUCCUAUUCUAGAGUUCAUAUCGACAAUAGGGUUUAUGACCUCGAUGUUGGAUCUGGACAUCCUUCCUAAUGGUGUUGCCACUAUUAGGGGUUCGUUUGUUCAACGAUUAAAGUCCUAUGUGAUCUGAGUUCAGACCGGAGUAAUCCAGGUCAGUUUCUAUCUAUUUAACAUUUCCCCUAGUAUGAAAGGGCAAGAGAAAUAGGGCCCACUUCAUAAAGUGCCCUCGCUCCAUAGAUGAUGCUAUCUCAAUCUAACAAAUCAUCACACACCCUACCCAAGAACAGGGUU